This is a messenger RNA of Spodoptera frugiperda (fall armyworm), 1118 nucleotides long. RefSeq lists its product as uncharacterized. The coding region runs from base 136 to 939 and encodes 267 amino acids. The transcript has a single exon. The record is from RefSeq and is a predicted model, not a curated record. NCBI's taxonomy places the organism in Eukaryota, Metazoa, Arthropoda, Insecta, Lepidoptera, Noctuidae.
ACUCAAUCCAUGUACUUGGCUGUUUUAUUUUGUUCUAAAAACCUCGGCUAGUUUUGACAAAUGCGUAAUUUUUAAUAUUGUUGAUAAUAUACAUUUUUACAUUUCACCCUUACAUCUGGCUGUAAUUUAUUUGAAAUGGAUUCUAUAACACUCGCUUCUGGCGAUAAUAAAAUUUCUUUAUCUCCAAGGCUAGAUGAUACGAAACUAGAUGAAAGAGAAGAGCCAACUCUUAUAUGUGAAGAGCAACAAACGGAAAAGGGAGAUGAUAAAGAGGGACAGAGUGAAGUCACAACGCAGAUGAUCGAUGACAAUGAAGCUAAAAUGAAGGACAGAAUAGCCCAGUGUAAAAAUAUAAUCGAGGCAUUAAAGAUUGAACUCAACGAAGAGAAAGCUAAACUAGAAAAGCAAAGUAAAAAUUCUCAACGUGUUUCUGAGCCUACCUCGAAAUGUACAACCAGCUAUCAGGGUCUAUCCACAUCUAACGUGUUUACAGCGGAUUUACCAUACAGCACCAACUUGUACAGCGACUGUGUGGAUAGUAAAUUGAAUUGUGACGAAAAUUUAAUGGAAUAUGAAAAACAACUACAAAAAUAUCAGAAUACACUUAAUUUAGCCCAAAUUGAAAAGAAAAAUGCGAUUAGGAAGCAAAUGUUGACCAAAGCUUAUCGCCUCAAGCUUUUAGAAGUAGAAAAUCAAUGUAACAUUGAACUCUUGAGAGUUAAGCAAAGUUUACAAUGCUUAGAGCCAUUGCAAAUCAUUGCAAGUAAAUGGAAAACGAAUUCUGAUGAAAUGUAUGAUGUCAAUAACUUUGAGUUGAUACCCAGGUAUCCAGAACUUAACGCUAAUUCCAGUAGUGACAUUACCUCCUUCGAAAUGGAUCUGAAAACUGUUACUGAAGCUGAAGCUGUAGCUAAAGAAGAUUCUGUAUAUUCGGAGUAAAUAACACAAAAAGCAGCAGGAACGUUUUUUAUGGUAAAUUGAGUAGAUUAAUAAAAUAUAUCUAGUUACUGCAGAUAGUGAGUAGUAAUUCUGUUUUCGGCAUUAAAAUUAAAUCAAAGUUAUUAUAUUAUAUUAAGAAAUGGUAAAAAUUGGUAGAGUAAAGAAACAUUUGUUGGUAA